Molecule: messenger RNA, 1254 nt
Organism: Zingiber officinale
Lineage: Eukaryota; Viridiplantae; Streptophyta; Magnoliopsida; Zingiberales; Zingiberaceae
Product: protein LIGULELESS 1-like
Exons: 3
Coding region: 1-1254 (417 amino acids)
Cellular component (GO): nucleus
Molecular function (GO): DNA binding
Source: RefSeq, a predicted model, not a curated record
AUGAUGAACAGAUCGACCUCUAGCUCUGGUGAGGCCUCGACCUUCGUCCCCUCCAGCAUGUCUUUUGCUGGGGUGGGAGGAAGCAGCAGCAGCAGCAGCCAACAAACCCCAAAGCAGCAGCAUUUCUGGGAGUGGGAGACCAGCUCGUGCUCCCACAUCACGGCCGCUGCUGCCUCCAACAACAACCGCUCUUCCUUUUUCCCCUCGGCGGCGGCGGCGGCAGCGGUACCCUUCCAGCACUUCGAUCAUUACUUCCCAGCGCCGCCACUCCUUCCCAUAAACCCUUACUUCGCCUCCCCGGCGCCGCUCGCUGCCGACUACCCUAUCAGCCUCAUCAAGAGCGAGUUGGACGUGGAGCUCGGCGGCGGCGCAAUUGGGCUGAAUUUGGGUCACCGGACCUAUUUCUCCUCCUCCAACUCGUCGGAUCAGGGGUUCGUCGUCGACCGGCUCUUCGCAGGCUCCUCCUCCUCCUCCUCGAUCAGAGCGCUGCAGUUCCAGUACCCGAUGUUCAGCGGCGGGCAGCCUCCUGCGCGGUGCCAAGCCGAGGGGUGCAAGGCCGAUCUCUUCAGGGCCAAACACUACCACCGACGCCACAAGGUCUGCGAGUUCCACUCCAAGGCCACCCUCGCCCUUGUCGCCGGCCUCCAACAACGCUUCUGCCAGCAGUGUAGCAGGUUCCAUGUGCUCGCAGAGUUCGACGAGGCCAAAAGAAGCUGCAGAAAGCGCCUCGCCGACCACAACCGCAGGCGGAGGAAGUUGCCACUCACCGCCGCCGCCACCACUACUGCUGUCGACGUCGACUCUUCCAUCAAACCCAAACCACCCCAGAACUCCACCGGAUGCAACAAAGACAGAACCUCGAUGCGUGGGCCUGCUGCCGGCUUCUGCGUCGACGGAGGGGUUGAAGUCGACAAAGGGUGGGCAGGUGGGAACGCAGCGGCUGCUGCCAUGUACGCGAAGCAAGCUCGGGGAGGAAUAGCCAUCGAUGACAGCUUGUCAGUGGGAGUGGAAAAGAAGGCGCAGCAGCGCCACUGCUACUGCUGCUGCUGCUCCUCCUCCUCCUCCUCCUCUCGUCCCGUCGUCGACAACAGCAGCUGCACCUGCUGCUACCACUCCCACAACUUCUUCUCUCACGAGACCAGCGCCGGAGGUGGAGCAGGCCAGAGCAGUACCGCUGCUGCUUCCGAGGAGCGACAGCAGCAGAGCCACCUGUUCCAGCUUGGCCAGGCUCUCUUUGAGGUGGACUACAUAUGA